Phyllopteryx taeniolatus (common seadragon) is the source of this 1011-nucleotide messenger RNA. RefSeq names its product mitochondrial assembly of ribosomal large subunit 1 (gene malsu1). Gene Ontology annotation, biological process: negative regulation of ribosome biogenesis; negative regulation of translation. Gene Ontology annotation, molecular function: ribosomal large subunit binding. The record is from RefSeq and is a predicted model, not a curated record. Bases 90 to 815 code for a protein of 241 amino acids. Gene Ontology annotation, cellular component: mitochondrion. NCBI's taxonomy places the organism in Eukaryota, Metazoa, Chordata, Actinopteri, Syngnathiformes, Syngnathidae. The transcript is spliced from 4 exons.
CAAUCAAAUUCCAUAAACCUAUUUUACUUCCGUGUUUAUAAGGUAGACAGUAGAAGGUAGUCUGGGUCGUAUUGUGCUAAUUUCAAAGAAUGAAUAUUUUUAAGCGGAUGAACCCACUAGUAUGUACAAGUAGAGCUGUAGUAGAACAGAGUCUUGUUUUUACAAGGCUCUGCGCGGUCGCUAAAGUUGCUUGUCAUAACCGUUUCAGUCCUCGCCGUUUGACUUCACAUUUAACCCGAUGCUCGCAUGUGCGCCACGAAUCUGCUUUUGACUUUUACGCGAAAAGAUAUUUGUCGGAAAUGGACAUUGGACGCAGUCACUUGGUGACGACGAAUGGCGUUAUUCAGGAUGAAUCACAGGAGAUGGAGGGCGACUCUAAUGACAAGCGUCACCCGAGACAAAGACCCGCUGAGACGUUCAACCUGGACGUGCUGGUGGCACUGCUGCGUCAGGAAAACGCCGCCGACAUCUGCGUGAUUAAAGUACCUGAGCACGUCAAAUACACAGAGUACUUCAUCGUCGUCAGCGGCGUAUCGCCGAGACACCUGUGGGCAAUGGCACUUUAUGUCAUCAAAAUAUACAAAUUCCUGAGGAAAGAACACGAUGCUCAUGUUAAGAUUGAAGGAAAGGCUGCAGAUGACUGGAUGUGUAUUGACUUUGGCAGUAUAGUUGUUCACUUCAUGCUUCCAGAGGCGAGAGAAGUGUAUGAAUUGGAGAAACUGUGGACUCUGCGCUCCUAUGACGAGCAACUAAGCAGAAUCCCUGAUGAAAAGCUGCCAGAAGACUUCAUGUAUGACUUGGAAGACACUAAAUGAUCAAACACUUAUUCAAACAGAUGCUUUAUUGUGGUCAGGAUUUCACUGAUCGUGGCAACAGAGUUUCUGCGUAAGUCGCACAUUCGAUCAUGUUUCUGUAUAAUAUUGUCAUUUGCAAGCCUGCCUGAUGCGUUUGCUGAGAAAUUGCUUGUCAAAUGGUUUUGACAGUUUAAAAUAAAUUCAUAGUUUUUCUAAA